GGAUCUCCGGAUGCAGCGGCUGCAAUCCGCCCCCUGAACCGGCAAGUUUCAGCCCAAUGGAAGGGUCCCGAGACCGGUGGGACAACCAUCCGAAUUACGGGCGACAAGUUUGAUAUGAAGAAUGGCGUUACGGUGAAAGUGGGUGGGAAGAAUGCCACAAGCGUAAAUGUCCCCAGUAAAAUGGAGAUUACGGCAGUAACACCGUCGGGGAUGGCAGGCGAAUCGGUUUCAGUUGUUGUCACCAACAACGGCAACACGAAACCGGAGGGCACUGUCACAAUGAGCCAGCAGUUCGCCUACACCGACGCAACCGCCCCAACAAUCACGGGCACCAGUCCUGCAGAUGGAAUGGUCAUAUCGGAGUAUGAAGAUUCGUUGAGUGUGAGUGUUCCUGUCUCAAUCACCUUCAGCGAGGAUGUCGAUAGCGCAUCUGGCUCUUUAACCGUUUCCGUUGAGUCAACACCAGAUUCGGGUACACAACAAUCUGGCGAGAUCGCUGGCACUGUUUCUGGCAGCGGAAACACAAUUAUGUUUACUCCCAACGAACCGUAUCGGUCAGGGCGUAUGUACACUGUCAACAUAUCAGGUGUCAAAGACACCGCCGCUGCGGGUAAUACCCUUGCGUCGGGCAGCACCUUUAGCUUUACAAUCGCUAACCCAGAGAAAGUCGACCGAUACCUCGUAAAGGAAGGCGAUACGCUUCCAAUCAUUGCUUCGCGUCCAGAGGUAUAUGACAACGAGGAACUUUGGUCCCGACUCGCUGAAGCAAAUCAGGAUGACUACGAUUUCGAUCGUGCGCGACUCUAUCCAGGACGGCAAUGGUUGUGGGUGCCGCGUGGAUCCGCAUGGGGAGAUUAA
Geodia barretti is the source of this 858-nucleotide messenger RNA. The record is from the annotation of a GenBank genome assembly. NCBI's taxonomy places the organism in Eukaryota, Metazoa, Porifera, Demospongiae, Tetractinellida, Geodiidae.